Cajanus cajan (pigeon pea) is the source of this 882-nucleotide messenger RNA. RefSeq lists its product as uncharacterized. Gene Ontology annotation, molecular function: nucleic acid binding; RNA-DNA hybrid ribonuclease activity. Lineage: Eukaryota; Viridiplantae; Streptophyta; Magnoliopsida; Fabales; Fabaceae. The record is from RefSeq and is a predicted model, not a curated record.
AUGGUCAAGGAGGAAUUCCCCGAUGAAGAAAUAUUGACCUUGAAGGAUGAGCCAAAAAAGCAAAGUCAAAAUGAAUCCUGGUCGAUGUUCUUCGACGGGGCCUCCAAUAUAAUGGGGCACGGAAUAGGAGCCAUACUGAUAUCGUCCCAAGGAAAACAUAUCCCGGUGACGGCAAGGUUGUACUUUGAAUGCACCAACAACAUGGCUGAAUACGAAGCUUGUAUACUGGGUCUACAGGUUGCGCUUGAUAACGAAGUCACCAAACUAGAAGUCUACGGCGAUUCAGCCUUGGUGAUAUACCAGCUACGAGAUGAAUGGGAAACGAAGGAUUACAAAUUAAUCCCCUAUCGAGCAUACGUUCAGGAUUUGAUGUCUCAAUUUGAAUCCAUCAACUUUGAGCAUACCCCGAGAGAGGGGAAUCAGUUAGCAGAUGCGCUGGCCACACUAUCAUCCAUGUUUGCUAUAAAAGACGGAUGUGAAAUACCAGUCAUCAGAAUCAGACGACAUGAGACACAAGCUCAUUGUUGCACACUAGAGGAGAAGGAAGAUGGCCAUCCUUUGUAUUUUGACAUCCAUCAAUACAUCAAAGAAUGGAAAUACCCAGUCGGGGCAUUUGACAAUGAUAAGAAAACAAUCAGACGAAGGGCUAUUGGAUUCGUACUACAUGAGAACAUCCUGUACAAGAAGAGUUUUGAUUCCAUCCUAUUAAGAUGUGUUGGUCAGAAGGAGUCUCGAUUGUUAAUGAAAGAAUUCCACGAAGGAACCUUCGGUACCCAUAUAGCUGGACAGGUCAUGGCCAGAAAAAUCAUGAGGGCAGGAUACUUUUGGUCCACUAUGGAGAAGGAUUGCAUCUCGUAUGCUAGGAAGUGCCACAAAUGCUAG